This is a messenger RNA of Vigna unguiculata (cowpea), 1293 nucleotides long. RefSeq names its product ethylene-forming enzyme (gene EFE). NCBI's taxonomy places the organism in Eukaryota, Viridiplantae, Streptophyta, Magnoliopsida, Fabales, Fabaceae. The record is from RefSeq and is a predicted model, not a curated record.
CCUCGCAAACUCAGAUCUGCAUAGAGUAAUAGAGAAGAGGCAGAUAGAAAGAAAGAAAGAGAGAAAGAAAACGAGUGUUGAGUUUAAAAAAAAAUGACUAACUUCCCAGUGAUCAACUUCGAGAAGCUGAAUGGUGAGGAGAGAAAAGACACCAUGGAGAAAAUAAAAGAUGCUUGUGAAAACUGGGGAUUCUUUGAGUUGGUGAACCAUGGCAUACCCCAUGAGGUUUUGGACACUGUGGAGAGGUUGACUAAAGAGCACUACAGGAAAUGUAUGGAAGAAAGGUUCAAGGAAUCAAUGGCAAGCAAAGGUCUAGAGGCUGUUCAAACUGAGGUCAAGGAUAUGGACUGGGAGAGCACCUUCCACUUGCGUCACCUCCCAGAAUCAAACAUCUCAGAGGUCCCUGAUCUCAUCGAUGAAUACAGGAAGGUGAUGAAGGAUUUUGCUUUGAGGUUAGAAAAACUAGCAGAGCAGCUUCUGGACUUGCUGUGUGAGAAUCUUGGUCUAGAAAAAGGGUACCUGAAGAAGGCCUUCUAUGGAUCAAGAGGACCAACUUUUGGCACCAAGGUUGCAAACUACCCUCCAUGCCCCAACCCAGAGCUGGUGAAGGGUCUUCGUCCCCACACCGAUGCCGGUGGGAUCAUCCUUCUCUUCCAGGAUGACAAGGUCAGUGGCCUACAGCUGCUCAAAGAUGACCAGUGGGUUGACGUACCCCCCAUGCGCCACUCCAUCGUCGUUAACAUCGGUGAUCAGCUUGAGGUGAUCACCAAUGGAAAGUACAAGAGUGUGGAGCACCGUGUGAUAGCACAAACUGAUGGGACCAGAAUGUCCAUAGCCUCAUUCUACAACCCUGGCAGUGAUGCUGUCAUCUACCCUGCUCCAGAAUUGUUGGAGAAAGAAGCAGAGGAUAAAAUCCAGCUCUACCCAAAAUUUGUGUUCGAGGACUACAUGAAGCUCUAUGCUAAGCUCAAAUUCCAGGCCAAGGAACCAAGAUUUGAAGCCUUUAAAGCAUCAAAUUUUGGUCCAAUUGCAACUGCUUAAAUAUUUUUACUGCUGCCACCAGAUGUGUGCUUUGGAAGAACCGAGAAAAGUAGCUUUGUGCACUUGUUUGCCAGAAGAAUAUUACAAUAGCCGUAAUAAUAUGUCAUCGUAGUGCAUGUUUGGAUUUGAGUUAGAACAACGUUAAAGUACUAAUGUAAUACAGUGUUCCUUUAUUGUUGUGUAUUGUAAUUGGUACUUGUGUGUUGGAAUACAAACAUAACUUUUGUUACUAUGGUUGAAGUGAUUGUUACA